Messenger RNA from Knipowitschia caucasica, 315 nucleotides. NCBI's taxonomy places the organism in Eukaryota, Metazoa, Chordata, Actinopteri, Gobiiformes, Gobiidae. The record is from the annotation of a GenBank genome assembly.
AUGCCGAGCUGGAUUGAGCUGACGGACGCUUGUAUGAGUGAGGCAGACGGCGGGAUGCGGGCUCCGAGCCAUCGCCUGCAUCCGCUGCCAGCCGCAACCGAGAGGAGAGAUAGAAAAAGGGGAAUGAAGGGAGAAGGGGUGGAAUCUUUCAUCCUCUUCUCCUCUUUUGCCUCUCUGCGGGGUGAGCCUGCGCAUCGGUGGGAUGAGGAUGAUGAAGAUGAAGGGGCAGGGGAGGUCCUCAGAGAUGUUUUCCGGCGAGUGAUGGGGGGACUGGUGGGAGCAGAUAAGACUGUGCACCUGUGGUUGAAGGAAUGA